AUGGCAUUCUCUUCAUCUUCACUUGUCACUACAUCCACCACUCUCCACAUCCUCCCCACUACCGAUCCUCCAUACAACCUCCUCCAAAACCACCCAUCUCUAACCCUUCUCUCCAAAUGCAAAAACAUCGAAAACCUCAAACAAGUCCAGUCUCAAAUCAUCAAGACUGGCCUCCACAACACCCAAUUUGCUCUAAGCAAACUCGUAGAUUUUUGUGCCAUUAACCCUAGUGGUGACCUCUCAUAUGCUCUCUUACUCUUUAAUACCAUUGAAGAACCCAAUCCAAUUAUAUGGAACACGAUAAUUCGAGGAUACUCAUUGAGCUCGUUGCCUAUUGUUGCCAUAGAAUUUUAUGUUAAGAUGCUUUCACUGGGUAUUAAGCCAAAUUCUUAUACUUUUCCUUUUGUUUUGAAGUCUUGCGCGAAAUUAGGGAUGACCCAUGAAGGGAAACAAGUUCAUGGACAUGUUUUGAAGCUUGGACUUGAAAGUGAUGUGUAUGUACACACUUCGCUAAUAAAUAUGUAUGCCCAAAAUGGAGAAAUGGAUAAUGCUAGAUUGGUGUUUGAUAAAAGUUCUUUUAGAGACGCAGUGUCUUUUACGGCCUUGAUCACGGGUUACAUUUCAGCAGGCAGUUUAGACGAUGCUCGCCUCCUUUUUGAUGAAAUUCCUCAUAGAGAUGUGGUGUCCUGGAAUGCUAUGAUUGCGGGUUAUACCCAAAGUGGCCGAUUCGAAGAGGCAUUGGUUUUCUUUCAGGAGAUGCGAAGAACAAAAGUAAAACCUGAUGAGAGCACCUUGUUAAGUGUUCUCUCUGCUUGUGCUCAUUCGGGUUCUCUUGAAUUGGGGAAUUGGGUUCGGUCUUGGAUUGAAGACCAUGGAAUUUGUUCUAAUCUUCGGCUUGUUAAUGCACUUAUUGAUAUGUAUUCCAAGUGUGGUGACCUCGACACAGCCCGUGGUUUGUUUGAUGGCAUAGAAAGCAAAGAUAUGAUCUCAUGGAAUGUUAUGAUUGGAGGUUAUACGCAUAUGAGCUGCUACAAAGAGGCCUUGGCCCUUUUCCGGCAAAUGCAGCAAUCAAACCAUGAGCCAAAUGAUGUCACUUUCCUAAAUAUUCUUCCAUCUUGUGCUCACUUAGGUGCUCUUGACCUUGGCAAAUGGAUUCAUGCUUAUAUAGGCAAGAACUUUCAUAAUUUAGCCAACACCUCUCUUUGGACUAGUCUCAUUGGCAUGUAUACCAAAUGUGGUGACUUACAUGCAGCAGAACAAGUCUUUGAGGGUAUGAAUCCUAAAACUUCAUCUUCUUGGAAUGCAAUGAUGGCAGGUCUAGCAAUGCAUGGGCGUGCAGAUAGAGUGCUAGAGCUUUUCUCCAAAAUGGUCGUAGAUGGAGUUAAACCAGAUGAAAUUACUUUUGUUUGUGUUUUAUCAGCUUGUAGCCAUGCUGGUUUGGUUGAUCUUGGCCGGAAAUAUUUCAGUUCCAUGACCAAAGACUACAAUGUCUAUCCAAAAUUGCAGCACUAUGGAUGCAUGAUUGAUCUUCUAGCCCGAGCAGGGCGGUUUGAUGAAGCACAAGCCCUGAUUAAGAAUAUGGAUAUCAAGCCAGAUGGUGCCAUAUGGGGGUCUCUACUUGGGGCUUGCAGAAUCCAUGGAAAUGUGGAGUUAGCUGAAUAUGUUUCCAAGCAACUCUUCGAAUUGGAGCCCGAAAAUGCUGGACCUUAUGUCCUUUUAUCAAACAUCUACGCAGGGGCUGGUAGGUGGGAUGAUGUAGCAACUAUAAGAACAAUGUUGAAUGACAAACGAAUAAUUAAGGUUCCGGGUAGUACCUCCAUUGAGGUAGACAGUGUUGUCCAUGAGUUUCUUGUCAGUGACAAAACACAUCCACAGAGUGUAGAAAUAUACAAGAUGUUGAAUGAAAUAGACAGGCUUUUGGAGGCUUUUGGCCAUGUCCCGGAUACAUCUGAGGUGUUUUAUGACAUUGAUGAGGAGGGGAAGGAAGGUAUCUUGUGUCAGCAUAGUGAGAAGUUGGCCAUUGCUUUCGGGUUGAUCAGUACAAAGCCCGGGACAACGAUAAGGAUUGUGAAGAAUCUUCGUGUCUGUGGGAAUUGUCACUCGGCCACCAAGUUGAUAUCAAAGAUAUUCGGCAGGGAGAUUGUUGCUAGGGAUCGAAAUCGUUUUCACCAUUUCAAAGAUGGUUCUUGUUCAUGCAUGGACUACUGGUGAAAAUCAUUCAGUCUUGAGAAAGUGAUCAUUAUUGUUCCAGUAAGAAUAUCAAUGGGAAGUAGUAUGUCUCAUUUGGUGCCUCCAACUUCUUGUAGUUUAGACUUUAGACAGAACAAUUGUUGGUUCUUGAUCAUGCAUAAAACUAUUUACAACUUACAAUAUCAUGG
Molecule: messenger RNA, 2378 nt
Organism: Ilex paraguariensis (yerba mate)
Lineage: Eukaryota; Viridiplantae; Streptophyta; Magnoliopsida; Aquifoliales; Aquifoliaceae
Source: the annotation of a GenBank genome assembly